Ostertagia ostertagi is the source of this 654-nucleotide messenger RNA. NCBI's taxonomy places the organism in Eukaryota, Metazoa, Nematoda, Chromadorea, Rhabditida, Trichostrongylidae. The record is from the annotation of a GenBank genome assembly.
AUGGAUCACGUUUUCAAUGUGCUUGAACAAUAUGCGUCCAAUCUCGAGGAAGAGGUGCAAGCAAGAAUGCAGGAAUUGACCGAGGAGAAGAAGAAGAGCGACAUCCUUCUGUACAGAAUGUUACCAAACAUCCAUAUUAUUCCCCGGUGGUGCACGCUUUUUGACGAUCUCUAUACACUCUUUGACGCUAUUAUCGAUGAGCAUGAUGUCUACAAGGUUGAGACAAUUGGAGAUGGCUAUUUAUGUGUUUCUGGUCUACCAAAGCGAAAUGGAAAUGAACAUGCGAGGGAUGUUGCCGAGAUGUCAUUCGAGUUGGUUAGAGCGAUCCGUGGCUUCCGCGUUCCUCAUCUACCCAACGAAAAGAUCAAUAUUAGAGUUGGACUUCAUACAGGCCCAGUAGUGACAGGGGUGGUUGGCAUGACGAUGCCAAGAUAUUGUCUGUUCGGAGACACGGUGAAUACCGCAAGUCGCAUGGAGAGCAAUGGAAAACCCGGUCGUGUUCACAUUUCUACCGACACAAUGAAAUUUCUCACUGAAGUAAUUGGUGGCUACAAAUGCGAGUAUCGAGGAGAGGUCAUGGUGAAGGGAAAAGGCGCCCUGGAAACGUAUUGGUUGCUGACUCCCGAAGAACAGGAGACCGGACUCACCGAAUGA